Zonotrichia albicollis (white-throated sparrow) is the source of this 1940-nucleotide messenger RNA. The record is from RefSeq and is a predicted model, not a curated record. Lineage: Eukaryota; Metazoa; Chordata; Aves; Passeriformes; Passerellidae.
GUUUUGCCGCCACGUUCAUUAGGAAGUCAUAUGAUGUCAGAAGAGUUGAUAUCACUCCCCUGGAGCAGAGGAAGGUGACCUUUGAUACCCAUGCUUUAGUGCAGGAUCUGGAAGCCCAUGGCUUUGGGAAGGAGCAGGCACAGACCAUCGUGUCGGCAUUGAUCACCCUGUCCAGUGUCAGCUUAGACACCGUCUACAAGGACAUGGUUACGCAGGCCCAGCAGGAAAUAACUUUACAGCAGAUAAUGGCACAUUUGGAUUCCAUUCGAAAAGAUAUGGUCAUCCUGGAGAAAAGUGAAUUUGCAAACUUGAGAGCAGAGAAUGAGAAAAUGAAAAUUGAAUUAGAUCAAGUUAAACAGCACCUAAUGACUGAGACCAGCAAAAUCCGAGCUGACAGCAAGCUAGACAUAAACCUGGAAAGGAGCAGGGUGACAGAUAUGUUUACAGAUCAGGAGAGGAAGCUGAUGGAAGCAACGACAGAGUUUCAUAAAAAAGAUGCAAAUACGAACAGUAUUAUCUCAGAAAUCAGUAAUAAAAUUGACACUGAAAUAGCUUCCUUAAAAACACUCAUGGAAUCGAAUAAACUUGAUACCAUUCGCUAUUUGGCAGCCUCAGUGUUCACUUGCCUUGCAAUAGCACUGGGGUUUUACAGGUUCUGGAAAUAGAUCUACAUGGAAUGACUGCACUAAAUACAGACGGAAAAGGCCACCCAGGCAACACCACUUCGACAAUAACCUUGGCACCUUUUGGUUUUGAUACUCUUACUGUAUAAUAAAAAUGUUUUCUGAAUAUGUAACACUAAAGAUCAAAAUAACUGGGGGGAAGUAGCCAAAUAGUAUUAUUUCAUUGCCCCCUAUUCAAUACUGUAUUUAUUUCAAAGUAUUUCUUAUGCUAUACCAGAAAGUUUCCUAAUAUCUUUUAGAAUUGAAUUUGUUCUUUUCUGGAAAAUUCUCACUCUCAGCUGCUUUCAGAAUGGAUUUUAUAUACUCUAGAAAUGGGAAUACAAUUCCCAAAUUAGAGUUCCCAGUAUGGGGAUGCUAAUACCAGACUUCAAACUACCUAGUCUGAUCCAAGUAAAUUAUUCUUUAACAUAGGUUCAGGAUUUUGCCUCCAGUCUGUUCCUCACUUUUUUGAUGAAUUAAAGCUUGUCCCUUUGGUUUUUUAAUCUGCAUAUGUUAAAACACACUCCAGGGCCUUUACUAAAGAACCUUUUUUUUUUUCCUUGAAAACUGAUUUACAUUCAUUCAAAAUCUCAUGUAUAAAAUGUCUCUAUAGAUUUUUGUUAGUAUCUCCCGCAAUUUCUGUAAGCCCAGAGGUCCAAAGAAUGGGAAAACUACUCUGUCUUUGCCUUUCCAAGGGGAAACGCCUCCACUCCCAGCAGCUGUGUGCAGCCAUGGGGCAGAUAAAUGCUCUUAACUUCCCCCCUCAAGUAGUGCAGAGAAUUUCCAAGAAACCUGCACGUUUUCUGGGCAUAGCAUCUGACUCUUAAUACAGCAAUGCUCAGAAUCUCAGUGGUGCCAGGGUGGUGGUGGUGAUCCUCCUCCCCCUCCUGCAGGCGUUUUUGCAAUCCCACGGGACACACUGACCCUCGUGACCACUCUGCCUUCUGCAAGGACUUGACUGUUCCUGUUGCAGAGUUACAACACAAGUGGAUGCCUUCCAAAAGUGAAGCAGUUCCAUCUUGUUGAUUACAAAUGCAUAUGCUUGGUUUGAUUCUUUCAGUAUAAUAAUAAUUUUUUUAAGUCUUUCUGGAUUAACUUUGAAGUAAGAAUAGGCCUUUUAUGGGCUAAGGACUGUUGUAGUACUGAGUACUGGCAAUUUUUUUUUAUUGAUGUUUUAUUCUGUUUACAGUUGAACUUGCUGGUAUUCUGCCAAUUCUUAUAUUCUCUGCAUUAAAUUAUUAUCAUCUUUAUUCAAGAAAAUAAAAUUAAUUUCUUAUA